This is a messenger RNA of Oryzias latipes (Japanese medaka), 1444 nucleotides long. RefSeq names its product ring finger protein 41, like (gene rnf41l). Gene Ontology annotation, molecular function: zinc ion binding. Gene Ontology annotation, biological process: regulation of canonical NF-kappaB signal transduction. The record is from RefSeq and is a predicted model, not a curated record. Gene Ontology annotation, cellular component: plasma membrane signaling receptor complex. NCBI's taxonomy places the organism in Eukaryota, Metazoa, Chordata, Actinopteri, Beloniformes, Adrianichthyidae.
AAAGGUCUUUUUACUACUUUCUUUUCGACUUUAUUCCAUUACACUCAAGGACAGGGGUAAUAAGUAUGGGCAGUGAAGGUGAUCUUUUGAUUCCUGUUGUCAUGUGCUACGUGCUAUCCGAUGGUGUGUACUUUGCAAUCCAAUCAGGGACGAAAAGAGUGUAAUCCACGAUAAUCCCACAGCUCUAGACAAACAGAGAAACCUCAGAUAACUUUCGCCGUUAAGGGGAGCAGCUAUUAUCUCUAAGGGCUGUGUAACAACUGGGCUUUAGACAGUUCGUGAAACACUUGACUGCUUUUUUGUCUGUCCCUCUGCUCUUGUCCGACAGCUGCCUGCCUGGCUGUAUCCUGCACCAUUGUUGUCAGAGUUAGCUCUCCAUAGAAACGCUCUCCCAGAGGAAGAGGAGGAGCAGGAGACCCUCUGCUUCAGGAUGAAGGAGAGCCUCUACAGUGUGAUCAAAUAGAUUGAGCAGGUGCAGGUGAAGUCUACAAGAUACAGGAGGAGCUGGAUGAAGUCAAAUCCUCAGGCACCCUGUGAACAUGCCUACUGCAGCUCCUGCAUCAGCAGCUGGCUGCUUCAUCACCACACCUGUCCAGAAGACAGACUGCCAUUAGAUGUGAGCAACCUCAAACCCCUGUACCGGUACAUGCGCAAUGACCUGAACCGCCUGCAGAUCCGCUGUAUGAAUGCAGCACACGGAUGUGAGGUGGUCUGCUCCCUGGAGAGCCUGCAUGCACAUGAGGACGAGUGUGUGUUUGCCUUCAUAUCCUGCUCUAACACCGGCUGCCCCGUGCAGGUGGAGAGGAGAGGUUUGGAGGUGCACAUGUCAGAAUGCAGCUUUCGUAGCAGAGAAUGUCCCAACGGCUGCGGCCACAUUCUCUACUCUACUGACCAAUCACAACACAACUGUGUGGCAGAGCUACGCACAGAAGUGGAGAUGCUGAGGGCAGAGAUGCUGUGUAAGGUAGAGGAGGUGAGACGGGAGAUGGAGUCACGCUUGGACUCGCAGAGGAGACACAUGGUGCAAAAGGAGUCACAGCUGAAGAAUGAGGUGGAGGAGAUGAAGGGUCAGAUAUCCCGUGUGAUGUGUGACAUGCACGCUGUGUUGGGAGCAGAGCGCCUGAGGAGGCAGGAGUUAGCAGAGGCAGAGCUUGAGAAGAGGGAACUGUUGGAGCUUCUCCGAGACCUGCAGUUCACGAAGAAUCAACAAUCGGCAGAGCCGUCAGUCAAGAGCCAGCUCCAGGAAGAUGAGCAGACACCCUGCAGGGACCGGACUCGCCAGCCGGGAGAGACUCCUUUACAUGCCUCCAGUCUGUCCCUGGCCUCACCUCCCAACUGCGCCGGCCACUCCUCACCUCAGCUGGGGGACGGGCUGCGAAAAGGCCCCCGCAGUUUGACUCUCCAAUGCAUCAAAAGGAAAAGUCGGGAGGUGACGGUCAUCUGA